Messenger RNA from Gloeophyllum trabeum ATCC 11539, 3324 nucleotides. RefSeq lists its product as uncharacterized. The record is from RefSeq and is a predicted model, not a curated record. Lineage: Eukaryota; Fungi; Basidiomycota; Agaricomycetes; Gloeophyllales; Gloeophyllaceae. The coding region runs from base 1 to 3324 and encodes 1107 amino acids. The transcript is spliced from 14 exons.
AUGUCUGCGUCGGAAGCGCGGAUGUGGGAAGAUGUCGAGAUGGGUAGUAUUGACUUUGACUGUGGUCUUGAUCCUGAGGAAGAGGAGCGAGUGCGGCUGGAGAAAGCUAUCACACGCUUAUGGGGUGCCGUAGAUGAGCUCGACUUGGCAGAAGACAAGCACAUCGAUUCAGAUGUGGUCGAUCGCCAGUGGGAAGACUUGAAUGCAGAGGAAGAUAUCCUCGCAGAUGCAUUGGAGAACAUCAAGGAGCACGAACAGCUUACCGUUGAUGAGAUCCGUCAGCAUGCAUUCGGCGAGCUGCCUGCUUGCUCUCCGGGGUCUGAAUGGUUUCCGUAUGGUUCGAAAACAAUGUUCCUCUUGGAUAUGAUAGAUAACUUACCGCGCAUGAGAGUCUCAGACUCCUUGAUGCGGAUUUUUAUCUUUGUACUCAAGGAGUCGGGUUCAAAGGAUGUACCAUCAUUUGAUGGACUCCGUCAUCUGCAAAAGCAACUACGUGAGCAUUGUGGCAUCCCCACUCGUCAACACCAGACGGGGAGAGGGAAUAUAUUCUACUACAAUGAUGUUCGCACAUUGAUUGCAAAAGACUGGUCCACCCUAGCUGUUCGUAAACAUAUGCAUCUGUAUCCCGUGAUACCAAGUGGUGCAAUCAGCGAGGUUUGGCAUGCGGAGAAGUUCCGAAAGGAAUUGGACCUUGACAUGCUCAGUCCGAUGUAUGAUGCUGGUCAGGAUCAUCACUACUACGUCAACGAAUUUGCGCGUAUGAAGAAUGGACAGUUUACUGUACCUAUACGCUGGCUGGAAAGGGAAACAGAUGGGGAGAUUGUUGCUGAUGCAUAUGCUGUCCGACCAAAUGAAGAUGGGACAUACAGGGUUGACGACACCAGUACAAUAAUAAUUGAGACGAAGGACCUUGAGGCGGAUUUCCUAGAUCUGAUAGACCGCAAUCUGGUACCCAAUUGUGACCAAGCGACUACAGAUGCCGGGCAUCAAGCUCGUAUGCCCAAUCCUCUCCGUGAAAUUGCCGGGGGUGAUCCACUCUAUACGAGCUUCAUUGACUAUUGGUCAGACGAUGUAUCGGGAAAUAGAUCCAAGUCGUAUAAUAAACAUAUCAAUGCAUGUGUGGUCCAUCGAAACCUUCCACGGCAUCUGCUUCAGCAGGAAAUUCAUGUCCAUUUUGUUUCAACAUCUCAGCAUGCAAGUGCUCCUGAACAAUUCCGAGCAUUUAAGGAGACGGUUGAAGAGACACAUCAUGAGCCGGUCCGAGUCCGAGAUGCAAAGACAGGGCAGGAUACACGAUUCCGUCUGUUUACGAACACUGGUCCAGGUGAUAAUCCUUUACAGAGUGAGAUGUGUGGCCACAUUGGUGGGAAAGGCAAUUAUUAUUGUAGAAAAUGUAAUGCCGGUGGAACUCAGGAGUACAAACAGACGGAUGAGGGGUAUGAAAGCUUAUUCCAUGUUGGUGCUUCUCGCACGGCGCAGGCAACAAUCACAGAAGUGGAACGGCAGUUUGAUGCUGCCACCACUGGAGUAGCCAAGCGUGUGGAGGAACUCCAGACAUCAACAGGAGUGAAGGAUGGAUACAGUCUACCAUGGAUUGACCAAGUAAUUGACCGGGCUCGGGAAAUGAAGAAGGACCGAAAGCGAACUGCAGCAAGUAUAAAUGCCGAGCUCAUGGAAUGGGUACAAAGCCGAAGACGUGAUGUUAUUAACCCUGUGCUUACAAUGAAAGGAUUUGAUCCUGCAAAAGAUACGCCGGUGGAAAUAUUGCAUACAAUACUCCUUGGGAUUGUAAAGUACACCUGGCAUGGGACACACAGUGCCUGGUCCGAUGAGCAGAAGAAAACAUAUACCAUCCGGCUACAGUCAAUCGAUGCAAACGGGCUCUCGAUUCAUCCAAUACGGGCUGAGUACCUCAUGCAAUACGCUAACUCACUUAUCGGGCGGCAGCUGAAGACGGUUGCACAAGUCAGCAUCUUUGCACUUCACGAUCUCGUGGACCCGGUAUAUUUCUUACUCUGGAAGGCAUGCGGUGAAUUGAUUGCACUGCUAUGGUAUCCUGAAAUCCAUGAUAUGGAUGAAUACUUUCAGGACCUUGAUGUGGCAGUAGGAAAUGUCCUGGAUACGUUUGCAGAGAUCGACCCAUCAAAGAUCAUCACGAAGAUGAAGCUGCAUCUCCUCCCGCACAUAAAGGAUGAUAUCCGGCGCCUGGGGCCGAUCCUGGGGGAAAUGGACGAAAUUUUUGAGUGCUACAAUGGGGUAUUCAGGAACUGUUCACCCAGCCGUGAUAUUGCAAUCAAUUUAGCGUGUCAGGAGGGGUUUAAGCACCGUAUAUUAGGUGGGUUCUGGCCAUCAGCAAUAGAUAACAAUGGCUGGGAAUGUGCUGGGCCUAGUGUAAGGGAUUAUCUUCAGCAGCAUCCCAUUAUCCAAAGGCAUCUUGGAUGGUCCACUGGUAAUGAUCUGCCCAUCGGCUCCAUUAGAUUGGCUGCUUAUCUGCCGGGUAAGGGCCAGCGGAAACGGUGUACUGCUGAGUGGGAGAGCACUCUUGCCUAUAAGGCGGUCAACCGUGCUUCGGUCAAGGCCAAGGCCUCAUCAAAAUGGCUUCCAUGCAAGUAUGUAGUAUCAAAGACCCACGAAGCCUGUGGCUGUGGCACCUGGGUUGUGGCAGAGUCCCCAAUUGCUGACCCACCUGAAAGGAUGAUUGGUCGCAUUGUCGAGAUCCUCAAGGAUGAGGGAAGUGAUGAGAUUGCUACUACAUUGGAGCGCUUCGACAUUGGCCAGACACGUGAUGCAAUAUUUGGCAUGCCGACGCUUUCUCGCCGCUGUGGAGAACCAACACUCAUAGUGGUUUCUGCAUCGAUGAUUGAUUUCUCUAUUAAUGUUCUGCAUAACUGCCAAAAAGAGAUGUGCGAUGCUUCGGGACGUAGAGCAAAGAUACAGGAACGUCUCGAGACAAACAUUGUGGAGACCUUCAUCCAGCAUAAGUCGAAGGAUCACUAUCUGAUCAAUACUCAUUCCCUGCAUAAUCCUCACCUGCUCCGUCAAGUCCUGCCUCGACACCUCACACGGCCUAUGCCAAGGUUUCAAGGAGAGAAUGACCGCCGGGAGAAGCAUGCCGAGUUUGCGGCAAAACUGCGGGCUGACACAGAUGUGAAGCGGAAGAAGGUGGAGGAUGCAAAGGCCCAGAAGCAGCGGGAGGACAAGGAGAGUGCUCGCAUGCAACAAGCAGAUGACAGGAACACUCACGAGCAGCGGGAGGCGGGUGUUGAAGCCCUGGAGCAGCGAGAAGGGGAUGGACCAUCUGCCAAAAAGCGGAAGCAUGCUUAG